AUGCCAUCUUGCAAAGAUUUAUAUGACAAAUGGCGUAAUGCCGUAUCCGAAGCGACUAAGGAUCAUAAACAUCGUUACACUUGUGCCCUAUUUAAGAAGGAUCAAACUAUAUCAGAUACUGAACAGACGAAUAGAUGUAUCUGCGGUCGUUUGAAAAACUCUCACAGUUACAAAGGCGAACUAAGCUCAUAUGCUGGGGAUCGAUGGAUUAUGACAGAUUGUUCAGGACGGAUUGAUGAUGGCAUAAGCUGUGGUAUUCUUUACAAAUGGCACCAAGCCUGCUUAACUAAGUUUUUGCGUUGCGACAUUAAUAUACCACAAAAAGCACUCUACGACCUGAUAUGUAAUGAUUAUGGCAAGAAGCCAAAUUUGAUAAUAAGUAUUUUUGGUGGUACAAAAAAUUUUAAAAUGGAUAAGCAUUUGGAAACAGCAUUCAUGAAUGGCAUCAUUGAAGCAGCGACGAGCGCUGGCGGAUGGAUAUUGACUGCUGGUUUAAACAGUGGAGUUGUGAACCUGGUUGGCCAAGCGAUUUCAGAAGCAAAAGUAAUGCAUUGCAAUUUAAAAAACAUAGUUAGCAUUGGCUUCACAAAAUGGGGAAGUCUCAGCCAAGAUGUGAGAGAUUUGUUAUCGGGAAAGUUUCGCAAGCAGUUACAUCCUGAAAACAAUGAUCCAAUUAGCGAGUUGUAUACAUACCCACCAGAAAUGUUGGGUUCAAAUAACCAGCAGACAGUGGAAUCACAUCAUGCAUACAUGCUUCUGUUCGAUGAUGCUACCCAAUAUGGCUAUUUAGGGGACCAUCAACCCACUCAAUUUUUGGAAGAAGCGCUCAAAAACAAAGGCAAUACUAACUGUUAUACAAUAACUGUUAUUGUAGAAGGAGGUUUAAACACACCAUAUACAAUACGGCGCUUCUUGGAAAAGAACCUUCCAGUUGUAAUCAUAAGGGGUAGCGGUAGAAUGGCUGAUAUAAUUUGUGAUUUUCUGACGCCAGAUGCUGAAAAUGCUUCAAAAGACAAAAUCAAGGAGGUGCUGAAAAAAAAAAUUCCGAACAAGGAGUCUCUGAAAAAAGAAGACUACGAAGAAGACCUAAAGACGUGUGCCAACGAGAUAAGGAAAAUUAUCGACGUGAAAUACAGUGAUUUGCUGAGUGUAUACUCGUUAAAUCAGAAUGUUAAUGUUGCCGAAACAAUAUUUAAUGCGAUUUUCAAAGCGAAACUUUCUUCACAUGCUGACAAUCGUGAUGGCCAGUCCCCACAUCGGAAUAUUUCGUCAAUCGACAUGCUAAAUUUGUUAGAUUUAUCACUAGCCUGGAAAUCUUUUCAGGGACUACAGCGUGUGUUUGAAGACACUGAAGCAAAUCCAGAUCAGCCAUCUUCUAAAGAGAUUAUGAAAAAAUUUAUUACUUCACUCGAAAAUGAUAGUCCUAAGCUGGCUGAUUAUUUUCUCCGGUCUCGAUAUAAUGUGCUGAACGACUUAAAGCGUGAAGAUAUUUCGCUUUUAUAUGAAACUAUUUCGAAAACACCACACACGGAACGAUAUAUUUCUUCUGUAUUGGAAACGACGAAUAUUGGUUCCAAUAAACCACUUGGCAUUGCUGACGAGUUUUGCAAAGAAUUCAUUGGGCAUUUUAUGCAGAAUUUGUAUUCAGAAGAAAGCGAAAGUUCAAUAACAAAUAUUUUGGCCAGAUUAAAAGGCGCAUGGCGCGGAAUCUUUCAAACGAGUUGUAGAUGCCCACCGAGACGCGUUUACACGCCGGUCGCUUUAAAACAAAUUUUUCUUAACUUGAACUUUCCUGAUAAAAAACAGGAUUAUUCACAACAAGAAAAGAUACGAGAUCUCUUCCUAUGGUCUGUAUUUAUGGGUCGCACUGAGCUGGCUAAAGUUUUCCUCAUUUAUCUCGAGCCUAAAACCUGUGCAGCACUGAUUGCUUCCAGAGUAUACAAAGAAUUCUCAAAAAGAACUAACAUUAUUCAUUUUAAACAGACCAUGACAAGUACGGCAGAAGAAUUUGAAUUAUACGCUGUAAACUGUAUCAAUGCUUGUUAUGAACUUGAUGAAAAGAGAGCCUGUGAGCUAAUUCUACGACAAAUAACGCUAUUUGGCAAUAUAACAUGCAUUCAAGUACGUGAUAUCUGA
Messenger RNA from Rotaria socialis, 2136 nucleotides. The record is from the annotation of a GenBank genome assembly. Lineage: Eukaryota; Metazoa; Rotifera; Eurotatoria; Philodinida; Philodinidae.